AUGGAGCGUGUCAUCCUUCUCCUCUUCAUCUCCCUCUUCUUCCUCUGCCAAGCCCAAGGACGCCUGGGGUGCUGUGAACAAGCUGUGUCUGCCAAUGGAGUGCUGAACCUGCAGCCGGAGAAACCCCCGCAGGGAUGGACAAAGUUCACAUGGAGAGUGAGACGGGAUGCAGGAUACCACCAGCGAAUCCUGACGGCUGAGGAGAAUAAAACUGUCCUAUUCUUCAACAGUACUUUUUUGGGGAGAGCUGUUUUCCAGCAGGAGACCUUCUCCCUGCAGAUCAGCCCGGUUAGCAUGGCAGACAGUGGGGUCUAUGUGGCAGAAUUUGAGGACACAUCAGGCAGCUUGCAUACCUGGUGCUUCCGUGUGUCAGUGUGGGAGCCCGUCCACUCGCUGCACCUGGAGACACGCGUCCUGGACUGGGAACAGGGCUGGUGCAACCUCUCACUGGUCUGCACUGUGUCUGGUGCUGGCAACGUCUCCUACAGCUGGUCCUGCAGUGGGGAUCCCCAGGGAGUCCUGGAGCACCAGCCCUGGCUGCACCUGCAGGUCCAUGGGGAUUCACUCCCCAUCAUCUGCCGCUGCAACGUGAGCAACCCGGUGAGCUGGAGCGCAGACAGCACCAACAUCACGGUAGCUUCCUGCCAAGCUCUGGCCUCAGGUGUUUCCUUGUCCUACUGCAGAGUGAAAGGGCUCCUCUGUCUGCUGCUGCUGGGCAGCCUGGUCGCAGCCGUGGCCAUCACACACGUCCUUGUCUGGCAGCGGGGACCCCCUUCCCACCGUGCUCCCGGCUCUUCGGGUCUGUGUCUCUGUUGCGAUCUCAAGCUGCUGAAGGGGCUGAAGGGACAGUCCCUGUCCUUCCCGGCCCUGCACCCCUUUUUUGUGGAUAUCACGCGGGUCAGCUGGAGGUCCCAGGGGACCCACAUCACUGAGGCCAAGCCCAAGCAGAAGAGGUUCACCGUAGACUACGUGCCCAGGUUCUGUGGCCGGCAGUUCAUCCACCCCAUCAACCUGUCACUGAAGAUCAGACCACUGAAGCUGGGGGACAACGGAAAGUAUGAGGUGGUCAUGGACACCUUGUCUGACCCCACCAAACUAAAGACCUUUUCCUACUCAUUGAGGGUUCAUGGUGGCUUGCCUAUGAUGCCAGCCGGGACCAGUGACACGGGAGGACAGAGCAGGAGCACUGUGGGACCUCAGGGAGUGACCGAGCCUGAUGCAGGAGAUACCGGGACACAAGGCACAGGUGGGGGGCAGCCCCGAGGCAGCAGCGGUGGGCCAGAGGCAUGCAGGGUGCAGGACUACUGCUGUGUGGUGAAGGGGUAUCUCAUGGCCACCGUCUUCGGGCUACUGCUGAUGCUGGUAGCCACUGUUGACAUCGUGACCAGGGACAAAGGCACCUAG
This is a messenger RNA of Haliaeetus leucocephalus (bald eagle), 1404 nucleotides long. Its product is annotated as natural killer cell receptor 2B4-like. The record is from RefSeq and is a predicted model, not a curated record. The transcript is spliced from 6 exons. Gene Ontology annotation, cellular component: external side of plasma membrane. Lineage: Eukaryota; Metazoa; Chordata; Aves; Accipitriformes; Accipitridae. Gene Ontology annotation, molecular function: MHC class I protein binding. Gene Ontology annotation, biological process: natural killer cell activation involved in immune response. The coding region runs from base 1 to 1404 and encodes 467 amino acids.